AUGGCAGAACGGAACUCCCGGCGAAGACGAAGACGCCGGCUUUCCCCCUCCACCUUCCUUCUGCACAUUCCCGGCGAAUUCGACUGCGGCGUCAGCGGCCCUUUGAGUCCUCCCAGGGCCCCCAGAAACCGGGAUCGCCUCUUGUGGCUGUCAGAGGAAACCAGCGGCAGCGAACCAGCAGCAGCAGCAGCACCACCGCCAGCAGAAGACCCCCCAGAAACGACAACAGCAACAGCAGCAGCGGCAGCAGCAGCAGCAGCAGCAGCAGAAGCGACGAAACCAGCCCCCUCCCCCAGCACAAUGCAAGGGGCUGCCGGGUGGAGCGACAGCAGCAGCGAAGGCGAAAGCCCUGGAGACGCUGCAGGCCCCAGGGGCCCCCCCGGAGGCCCCCCAGGUUUGCAGAACAACACAAUCUUCCAAGCCCUGAGCCAACAAGUGCUGUGCAUUCAAGGCUACUACGCAAAAGAAUUCGAGUCCCUGGCCUCGCCGCCCCCGCUGCUGCUGCCGCCGCCCAUCUCUGCAGCAGCAGCAGCAGCAGCAGCAGCGGCAGCAGCAGCAGCAGCAGCGCCGUGCCCACUGCUCUCCCGAGACGGCUACUGCAUGCUGUCGGCCUGCCCGUACAGCCACCUGGGCUUCUACCGGCACCACCAGCUGCAGCAGCAGCAGCACGAGGACGAGGAGGAAGACGGCCGCAACAAGUGGCACCCCAGAGCAGCAGAACUUUCCCCGCGCCACGGAAAUGCCCUUCCUUUAAAUCCAAAAGAAAUCCUUUUCAGAACUUCUGCACUUUUGCAAGACAAAGAACUCACUCUUAUUCGAGUGCCUCCGGAGCAGUUUUACACAGACGUCUACUGCGGGGGCCGUCUGAUGCGGGUUUUGGGCUAUUCGACAAUAAACUGGUUUGAAGAAACAAUAGCAAGAAUGGAGAAGGCUGAGGGCGCCGCCUCAGGCCCGCAAGCAGCAGCAGCAGCAGCAGCAGCAGCAGCAGCAGGCGAAGCAGCACCAGCAGCAGCAGCAGCAGCAGCAGCAGCAGCAGCAGGGGAGGAGGGCCUCGCUGCCACGCUGUGCAAGCCCUGCCGCUACGCAGAGAAAAUCCAAACUCUGGCCAGGCUCGUCCAGAAGCUGCUGCUGCAGGCGCGAGAGCAGCAGCAGCCGCGCUUUUGCUCUUACUUCGUCUAUUUGCAGCUGCGGCGGUGGCUGGUGCGGCUGCGCGACCGGACGCUCCUGGACCUGCACCCCUGCCCCUUCAAGAGGCAGUGCCACAUCGAGACGAUUCCAACUCUGCACGCUGCGCUCCAUCAGCUGGAGAAGGGCGCAUUCUUGCUGGGCCCCCAGUACGGCCGGCAGCAGCAGCAGCAGCUGCUGCUGCUGCAGCAGCAGCAGCAGCAGCAGCUCUUCAGCUUGCCUCCCCCUUGCCUGCCCGGGGAGCCGCCGGGUCCCCGCAUGUCCCUCCCUGAGCUGCGCGCAGCAGCAGCAGCAGCAGCAGCAGCAGCAGCAGCCCGGGGGGCCCCCCCCCUGCCCGCGCUGCUGCGGCACCACGCGGGGGCCCUCAGAGAAGCCCGGGGGGCCCUCGACUCUCCCCGAGGCAGCGAAGACACUGACAGCUUUUUUUGCGGCAGCGUCGUGGCCGAAGAGGAGUUUCUGGGUUCCCUCAGAGUCACCGUCAGCAGCAGCAGCAGCUCGUCGUCGUCGUCGAGCAGCAGCAGCAGCAGCAGCAGCAGCAGCGGCGGCGGCGGCGGCGGGCCGCUCAAGAUCUACGCAGUUGAAGACCUGCAGCUGUGA
Messenger RNA from Eimeria necatrix, 1782 nucleotides. RefSeq lists its product as hypothetical. The coding region runs from base 1 to 1782 and encodes 593 amino acids. Lineage: Eukaryota; Apicomplexa; Conoidasida; Eucoccidiorida; Eimeriidae. The record is from RefSeq and is a predicted model, not a curated record. The transcript is spliced from 3 exons.